Messenger RNA from Lizanozyma spartinae, 2262 nucleotides. It is a transcript of the gene RNA14, whose product is annotated as cleavage polyadenylation factor subunit. Gene Ontology annotation, cellular component: nucleus. Bases 1 to 2262 code for a protein of 753 amino acids. NCBI's taxonomy places the organism in Eukaryota, Fungi, Ascomycota, Pichiomycetes, Serinales, Debaryomycetaceae. Gene Ontology annotation, biological process: mRNA 3'-end processing. The transcript has a single exon. The record is from RefSeq and is a predicted model, not a curated record. Gene Ontology annotation, molecular function: mRNA binding; protein binding.
AUGUCGUCAUCUGCUAGCGACAAGUUGAAAUCACUAGAUGUCAUAGGACAGCUAGAAGAAGAGCUUGAAGAGGAGCCUUUGGACUAUGCGAAAUGGCAAAAGUUGAUCAAAUUGGUUGUAUCCAAAGACAAGGAGAGUCAAGUUGAGCAAGUAUUCAAGAAAUAUUUGGCCAUAUUCAAGUAUGAUGGUAAACAAUGGUGUAACUUGAUUGAAUAUCAAUUGAACAGAAGUCAAUUUGAUAAGGUGGAAAAGCUAUUCUUGAUGUGCUCACAAACAUGCAAAACUGUUGAACUUUUUAGAUUAUAUGUUAGUUAUGUACGUCGUGUGAAUGAUGUGAUAACUGGAGGUGAAAAUGCCCGUGGGAUUGUCAUUCGAGCGUUUGAUGUAUCUAUUGCAGAGGUUGGAAUGGAUUUGAACUCUGGUGAUUUAUGGAAUGACUAUUUAGAUUUCUUAAAGAGUUGGACUCCUGGUACUGUCUGGGAAAAGCAACAAAAGACCGACCUUAUUCGUAAAGUUUACAAGAAGUUUUUCUCUAUUCCCACUAAGAAUAUUGAGACGGUAUGGGCUCAAUAUUCUCGAUGGGAAAAUGAAACCAAUGCUACUACUGCUGGGAGAUUUAUAUCUGAAAAUUCUGCAGAUUAUAUGAACUCAAGAUCGUGGAAUACCGAAUGGAACAACAUAACAGGAAGACGAUUAAUUAGAGAAAUUAUCCCAGGAGAUAUUAAUAAUGAAGUUGUUCAACAUCAACUUUCCUUAUGGAUGAGUUGGCUUGAAUUUGAAAAGGGGAAUCAAUUGGAAAUCAAAGAUGAUAAGAUAUUAUCUCAACGAGUAGAAUAUGUCUACCAACAAUGUACAAUGUCAUUACCAUUUGUUCCUGAGGUGUGGUUUAAGUAUAGCAAUUAUUUAUUUCGCUUAAAUGAAGAUGCAACUUCAAGUAAAUGUAUCGACAUAAUUAGAGAUGGCUUAGUAUUAAGUCCCAGGAGUUUGUUGUUAACAUUUCAAUUAGGUGAAUUACUUGAGAAUAAUAUUGGUGAUUCAAGUAAUAAUAAUAAUAAUAAUAAAGAAAAGGAGACUAUAAUUAGUGGGAAUGAAACUGAAGAUAGUUUCAAUGAAAUAAAGAACGUAUAUACAGAUUUGGUUCAACGUCUAAAUCAAAAGUUGGAUCGUUUGAAUCAAUCUAUUGAUACUAUCAAGGGCACAAGGAGUACCUUAGAAACCAACAACAAUAUUGGUUCACUUGAUGACUCAGAAACACCUCAACAGCAAACUGUAUCACAAUAUUCUCAAAGUCAAACGCAAGAACUUGAUAAACUAGAAACCCAAGCUCAAGACAUCAUCAAAUCGAAAACAUUAGUUUAUAUUAAGCUAAUGUUGGCAUCCAAAAGAAUACAAGAAUUAAAUAAAUGGCGUAUGAUAUUCAAAGAGGCUAGACAAGAUACUACUGUUGGACAUGAAUUAUAUGUUCAAUCUGCAUUAUUGGAACAUUAUUCUGGUAAUAAGAGAACCGCGCAAAAGGUUUUUGAGCUUGGUUUAAGACUUUUUGGUACUAAUGGAGAUUUCUUAUUACAAAAUUUGAAGUAUUUAAUUUCUCAUUGUGAUGUUGAUAAUAUCAGAAACCUUGUACAAACUUCAGAUACCAAUAUUCUGAAAGAAAUCAGUUUACUUAACGAGGAAAGAGAUAAACCUUCGCUUAAUGAAUAUGAGAAGGGGAAAAUAACUAGGAAAAUUGAACUUUUAAAAACUCAACUUCGGAAAAUCUUCAAGUGCUAUAUAGAUUAUGCCUUUUCAUAUCUUUCUCUUGAUUUGGCGAAAACUCUUAUUUCCAAAUAUGAAACUCUUUUCCCCGAAGAUGAUGCCAUAGAUUUAUUUACUAAUCGGUAUCUUCUUGGACUGAGAGACUUAAUUAAAGAAAUGGACCUUGGGGUACGAGAAAGAGAGAACGAUGAAUAUGAAGAUGACGAUGAUGAUAAACGCCCUAAAAAGAAGCAAAGAUCUAAUAAAGGCUCAAAUGGUGGUAAUACUAAUAAUAUCAUGAGUAACGUUAAUUUGGGGGGACACCAAGGGUUCUCAUCAAAUGGUAAUGGUAGUACUACGUAUGAUGAUCAUAUUGAUGACGUGGAACAGUACAACCCUAUAGGAAAGAAUAUAACCAAUUUACUUCGUAUUUUACCCAAUGCUUCUUAUUUUGGUUCUAAAAAUGAUUAUACUUUUGAUAGCACCAAAUUGGUUGAGUUAUUCUCCAAUUUACCUGAUCGUGAUUAA